UCCGUCGAAUCGCGCAGCAGUCGAUGGUGCCUUUUCGAUUGCGUUGGAUGUGUGUAGUGCGGUGUGUGACGUAAAAGCGGACCAUUGCUGCUUUUAACCCAAUAAAAUAUCGCAAAUCAAGUUACAAGGCCAAACCCCAAUCUACAUGCAGAAAAUUCACCGAGCACUGAGUGGAGCAACGCGCACAGCUGCCGUUUUUUGCUUUUAGUUUAUAUUGUUUCACUUUACGGCCUGCUGGGCAUCCCGUUAUGCUGAAAUCUGGAUUUACGAGUUUGAAACGUUAAAAAAGGGCAUUCAUCGAUUCUCACGUGUGCUCUGUAUUGGAAUCCUCCGACUGGAAAACCUAGUGUAAUUGUGCAUCAAAAAGGCUCUAGCAGCUAGUGUGAUUAUCAGUGCGUGUUAUCAGUGGAUUCUCCAACAUCGAAGCUAAUGGUACACACACAUUACAGUUAGUAGUGAAAGAUAUUUUUGGUUCCCGUACACUGUACAGGAGUGACCCUGCAACCGGUGUGAAGUGAACUGGUAUUGCUUCCAUUAUUCGGCAUCCCUCACAUCGCAUGCUUUGUGUGUGUGUCUAGUUGCAAUAUUGUCUGCAAUCGACGUGCAUUAACGGGAUAACAAUCCCGUUAUCAGUGAUCUUUAGCAGCAGCGAGACGUCCCGAAAUCAUUAACCUGGGAUCUAACGAUCGACAAUUGGAUUUUCGGACAAUUGGAUAAUCGGACGAGGAUAAAAGUGAAUAUUUUCCUGAACCACUGGAUUGACUGGCUGGUUGGCAUACCGGCAUAUGCAGAGUAAAGGAAAUCAUUUAGCAAAAGACGCAAAGGAUAUUAUAAAACAAUACAACAGGAUACUCAAAAUACCCUUUUGCCUUUUAGGAAGGAUCCGAUUAUCCCACUGCAACGCUCUAUCCGGUUUGGUAACGUGCCGCGAACUAGUAUGGAUCACUCAGAACACCACGACUACAGCCAAAUCCCGAUGAAUCUGUCGGCGGGGGCAAAUGUGCACGAUGGUCACCAUGCCGCAAUGGAUCACGGUUCGCACGGUCAUACGGUAUCCGAUAGUAUAGAAUUAGCGAUAGACCGUCAUGCCGACGGUAGCCACGGAGGGCACAGUUCCGGGGCGGGGGCCACGGUUCACCACAUGAUGUCGAUGGCGUUUCACGGAGGCUACAACGAGACAAUUUUAUUCGAUCAAUGGAAAAUCGACAGCCUCAGCGGGCUGCUAUGGUCAAUGCUGGUGAUCUUCAUCAUGGCCGCGUCGUACGAAGGCCUCAAGUAUUAUCGGGAACAUCUGUUCUGGAAGACGUACAAUGCUCUGCAGUAUCGGCCCGUAACAGUAACGGAGAAAAAUCCUCAGAAUAGUAACGUCGCCAACAAUAACGACACCAUGGCCAACGGCGGCGGAGGAGACGAUGGCUCCCGCAUUGUACACAUGGUUGGCGAAGUGAUCCACAAGCAACCACCAACAAUGCUAUCUGUAAUGCAUCUCUUCCAAACGUUCCUGCACAUCCUCCAGGUCACGCUAAGUUUCAUGCUGAUGUUGAUCUUCAUGACCUACAACACUUGGCUCUGCAUAGCCGUCGUUCUCGGUGCUGCUCUGGGAUACUUUUUGUUCGGCUGGAAGAAAUCGGUGGUUGUGGAUGUCACCGAACAUUGCCACUAGGGGCAGGCCUAUGGAGUCGACAGACCGUCACCUCUCGUAACGACAUUGCGAGUUUGCAUCCACUGGUUACCCGGGAGUUUUUCGAUCUAGGUACCGUCGGGGUAGGUACAGUUACCAGGAAGAUACUAGAACAGGUUAGGCGGCGGUCUGCAACACAAGAAACUCCAAAAUAUUUUUAAAGUAAAUUGUAAUAUAGGAGAAUUGCGAGGAAAAGACUUAAUUAUUUGGUCGAUUGUUUCACACAAACUGCAAAAAGAUCGUAAAAGUUAGGGCCGCAUCAAUUUGAAUCCAGUUUUGUUUUGUAAUUGUAAUAUAAACAAAUAAUUAGUUUUAUCCCAAUGAUGAUUCUCAAAGUAUACUGCAAAACAGAAGAAAAAAAACAAAUAAAGAAUUGAUGUAUUAAAGCGAUCCUCCGAUGGGGUUUUCCCCGGAUAUAUUGUAAAAAAUAUCUAAUUCAGGAGCAAACGAUAGAGAGAGAGAAAACAAAUAAACUAUAUGUAUAGUUAUUAAUGGUACACACUUUCUGUACAGUGUAUUGCUAAACUGUAGUUUGCCUCACAAGUCAACAACCGGUCAUCGUUAAACUUGCUAGUAAAAUAGCUUUCAACAAAAGAAACAAGCAAUCAGUGCCUAGUGCUAUGGAUAACGACUGAAAUGUGUGCGCUAUUUUUGAGUUGGUCUUCCAGUGUGUAAGGAAAAGCUUAAGCAGGACUGAUUUUGGAACAUGGUAAAAAAAAAACUAGCUCAUACAGAAUUGCAACAUUUCUAAUUUGUAUGAAAGGAAAUUCUUAGAUUGCUUCGAAUCGAGAUAUGUUGCUUAAUAAGUAGCUAUAAAGUGAGGAAAUUUUAUAUAGAAUGCGCUGUUGAAUUUUGAAUUCGUAUCUCCGUGCCUCAAUAUCAGUCUAGAAAUAUAUUGCUUAUCGUACAGAAAUGAAUCUUAGCAGACUUGGUAAAUGUGCUUUCGACCUGCUGUGCUGUGACUUCGACAAAUUGCUAAUGAGAAGGGCAUUUAAAAAGUUACCCAUAAUAACAGGCACUGGAUUGCAAUUAAACAAUGUUUGUUCAUAGUGCUAAACACUUAGCCGAUUAAAACAAAUGAUAUAAAAGAAAAAAAAAGGUUCCUGACAUAUCCCCAAUAUCAGUGUGAUGCAAACAACAGCUAAUCUACCAACAGCGCAUCCCUGUGAUCGUUACUAAAUUAACUAAAAUGUUCCAUCGAAAUUCGCACUGGGAAAAGACACAAAACUCGGCUGCAAAGUAUAGCCACUGUUAUCCUUUUUUUUCUUAUACCUACUGUUGCUUUUUUGUACCUUAGCACCUUUCUGAUAGAAAUUACUGAUUUAAAAGAGAUGGUGGUUUUUACAUAGAGAAUAGCAAUUGUUACAGUGCAGGUUUAAAUCUAUAACAAAUGGUGCAAAAUGAGUUGCACAAGAAAAAAUUACCGUACGUUGCUCCGCAAUUCUGCGACAAGACUUGUUGGUUAAUUAGAUUAUUUUUUGUUAUCUUGAUACUGGUCGGCAAAAUUUACAGUAGAAAACAAUGACAAAGUUCUCCUAAUGUAUUUUUGCGAGCAUUAUUUGGAAGAUGAUAGUAUAAAAUACCGUUUUCAAUUUUCUCGCGAAACAAAUGUGAUGUUCAGUCGACAAGUUCAAUCGCGUUUGAUUCGAUCAUUCAUCCUCUGAAAAUGUUCAUUCAGUUCACACAAUCAUCCUAGUUUAGACUGCAAGUAGUUAUCUGCAAUAUUAAGUACCUACGAUAAAUUUAUGCUUACCAUAAUUUCGAACGACGACAAACCGUAACUUUAGAAGUGAUAUAUCAAUACAAUAGUAAAAACUCUAAGGCAUUCAAAAAAUUCCCCCGCCUGAUGUUUUGUUUUUGUCUGCCUGUGCCAAGCAA
Molecule: messenger RNA, 3559 nt
Organism: Wyeomyia smithii (pitcher-plant mosquito)
Lineage: Eukaryota; Metazoa; Arthropoda; Insecta; Diptera; Culicidae
Gene: Ctr1A
Product: high affinity copper uptake protein 1
Exons: 6
Coding region: 938-1663 (241 amino acids)
Biological process (GO): copper ion transmembrane transport
Cellular component (GO): membrane
Molecular function (GO): copper ion transmembrane transporter activity
Source: RefSeq, a predicted model, not a curated record